This is a messenger RNA of Papilio machaon (common yellow swallowtail), 7480 nucleotides long. RefSeq names its product S phase cyclin A-associated protein in the endoplasmic reticulum (gene ssp3). Lineage: Eukaryota; Metazoa; Arthropoda; Insecta; Lepidoptera; Papilionidae. The record is from RefSeq and is a predicted model, not a curated record. The transcript is spliced from 22 exons. Bases 160 to 6108 code for a protein of 1982 amino acids.
UCUAGUGUUACUCCGUUUUCUAAACUUUUUACAACUUAAGCUGUAAUUUGUUUGUAAAAAAUAAUGGUUUAGUGUAUUGCUUAUAAUAUACUAAAGUGAUGACUACUUACUAUUUAUUUUUAUUUUUAUUCAAUUUCGAGUAAUUUUGUUUGAUUCGGAAUGGAAGAAGUGAGGCAGCUGGUACAGGAAGAAGGCAGGGAGGCGAGGAACCUGGUUGCAUUUCAUGUGGCGGUCGAUACACCAAGCCGUGUGUCCCGCAAGCCGCCCCGCGCCGCGCCGCCUCCGCGCAGGGCUCCGCCUCGCGCCGCUCGCUUGCGCUCGGCCUCCGCGGGACGAGACAAACGCUCCGAGCUCAGGGCGAGGUACUGGGCGUUGCUUUUUGGUGAUCUCCAGCGAGCUGUCGGUGAAAUUUACAAUACAGUAGAAGCUCAUGAGAACUUAAACGAGUGCCAAGAAGUAAUAUUAGUCCUAGAAAAUUACACUCGAGACUUUAAAGCUUUGGGUGAGUGGUUCCGACUGAAAUGGGAAUACGAUAAUACUCCUCCGCCUCAGCGGCCGCAGAGCUUAGCAUGGGAGAUAAGAAAGACUGACUUCGUGAGACCAGAGUCUCGACGUACACAUUCCGUAAAAAGUUCGCCGUCAGUGUCAGGUAAAAACAGUCCUUGUCUCUCCGGACAUAAUACACCCAGCGGUAAAAAUAGUCCGAAUUUAACGGGAAAGGCAAGCCCUGGUAGCGGCAAAAUCAGCCCUAGAAUUUCGACAUGCCAUUCCAGUACUAGUCCAAAAGCGAAUAUAGAAUUCUUUACCAACAAAGUUGUAUCGAAAAUCACUGCAAAACCCGAACCUAAGUCCGCCAAGGAAACGACAAGACUUUCAGAUAUUAAGGAAAGAGAUGUUAAAGAAACAGACGAGAAAAUGGAAAACCCUAAAGAGAAAAAAUUAAAAAACGACCUACGACCGCUUGAUAACACCAAGACGGAAAAGGAUAUUCAUAAAGAUGUAAAGUCAACAAUCACAGUUGAAAUUGGCAAAGCCAAAGAACUACCGACAAUGGCUCCAAAACAAGUCGUUAUAAAGUCUUCAAAAUCUAAACCCAAUUCUGAAAAAAUUAAAAAGUCUGAUGUUGAAUUAUCCAAUCAAGCUAAAGCGACCAUUUCUGUGUUAGAAGCAAUGGAGAAUGAGCUCUUGACAACGCAGUUAAUGCAGGUCAAAGUAAAAAAUGAUAAUUUCUUAAAUGAACAAAAGGAAAUUCAAAGAGAAGAAAUGAUUCCAGAAAAUUCAGUCAAUGAAAUGACUUCUAUUGAUGGCAAAAGUGUUAUACAGUCAGACGAAAUAGAUACAACACGUUUAGAAUCUAAUGUAUCACCAACAAAAUCCGAAGAAAAUUUUGCUGACAUAUCCAAUGAAAGUUCGCCAAAAACUUUUAUGGGCAAAGAAGAAAAAAUAUCGAAUCAAAUCAUCAAAAACGAUGAAACUAAUAUUGUUGCCAUUUCUGAAAGAAAUGGACAAAAUAUUGAGAGUGACAUUAUGAAAGACGCAAAUUCUCUUGUCACAAACAAAACAAAUAUGAUAUAUAAAAAUGAAAACGGAGUACACGAUGAUAUCUGUCACGUGACAGAGUCAAUUAUAUCUGUUACAUCUGAGAUAAAUAAUACAGAUGAGGCCGAAAAAAAUGGUCCGAGAAGUUCGGAAUUAACCAAAAUAUCUAUAAAUGAGAAUCAAGAUCAUAAUGAAACGGUGGUUAAUGAUAUGAAUAAUAUGGACAAAAACAAAAAAGAAAUUAUUGAAAAUGGUGUUAUUCAUGAGGAAAAUUUAGAUCACAAAGGCAAAUUAAAUAAAGAGCAGUCAGAAGUCACUAAUAAAACUACUUCUGUUUGUAGCACAAAUAAAACGAAAACUAUUAAUGAAUCUAAAUGUCCGGAUAAACAGUCUGAAAAUAUAAAGAAAACUAACACAGAAACCAAAGAAGAAUCGAAAAAGGAGCACGAUUCAAAAAAAUCAGAAUGUAAACCUAUCGUAGAUUCAAAAACAAAUAUAAAACCUGCUUAUUCUCAAGCAGCAGCAAAACCUAAAUCAGCAAAUGUUGCCAAAACUGAAAUUAAGACACCUACUAGGACUGCAUUGAUCAGAAGUUCGACUGUUGUAGAAAUGCGACCCACCACUGCGCCGAGAACCCAACGACCAUUCCAAAAAAGGAAUCAAAUGAAUAAAUGCAGCUAUCCUUUCAACUUGACAACUAGCCGAACUAGUCUGUUUCAAACCCCACCAGCUACUAAUACUGUGAAUAAGGUAACAUUACCUAAACGUCCAAUAAAUAAAAUCAAUCAUUUAGCUUCUGGUGACACUAAAGCGAUUUCUAAUAGAGGAAACAUUAAUAAGAGGCCUCCGAGACCGACCUCUUUGAAAAUCAAUGGAAAGGGAGACAAGAAAGAAAGCGCGAACUCUACAUUAAAUAAGAUAAAAGAUUCCGUUGAAUACAGUAGUUGUGAUACAAUUGUAACUCAAAUAGACAUGUCCAGAAUUGAAUCAAGCGAGAGCUUGAAGACAUUAGUACCGGAUGACACACAAUUGCAUGAUAUAGCAAAUUCAAUAGAAGUGCUAAACGUCGACGAAAAAAAUGACAAUGAAGGAUGGUUAACUGUGAAAUCUAAGCGCUUGAGUCGGGAAUCCAAGAAGCAGCUAAAAUCUCACUGGGCGAACCGAUUCAACCAACCUUCAGCCACAACUAGUUUGCCGACGUUAAACAUGUUGGAAUCACCUAAAGAAGAAAACAUCGCUAUAAUAGAAUCAGCUAAAACCACUAAAAUAGAUCGUGCAAAAUCAGAACAACCGGAGACUGCUAAAGUGGAGCGGAAAGUUGAGAAAGUCGUUAAAGUACUUACUACACCAAAAGCAGAAAAUAAAGCAAAAGACCCAGCGAUGAUACGUCAGAAGUCAGAUGUAACCGGCCUUAAAACAAAACCGUCUAGGACCAGACUGACUAGAAGGGCCGGGAAAAUUAAAGACGCGACUAACGACGAAGAACAAUCUGAAUUGACUAAGAAUAGACUACAUUCAUCUUUAGAAAGUCUUACAACUGGUCUAGCUAGAUCACAAGAGAGUACCGAAGAGACAUUCGAUUUCGAUAAGUGGAAAGCUGAAUUUAAAUCAACAUUUAAAUAUUUAGACGAAGACGAUCAAACUUCGAACGAUACUGAAAUAUUAAAGACGGCUGAUCCAUCUGAAAUGUCGGAGAUCGCGGAAAUGACGUCACAGAUAGAAGAGAACGAAAAGAAAAUGGACUGGGCUUUGGAUCUCCAAUCAGAGGCAGAUCAGAAGAAGCUCUGCGAAGAAGAAGAUCUUCUGAACAGGCAGAUAUUGGAAUUGCAGCAAGUUUCAGACAUUGAUGUAGAUACGGAGACAGACGACACAGAGACCGACGCGGAGAUAGUGUGCGAAGAUGUAGGUAACACUAUAGCACCAUCAGAAAGUCUGGGCUCGUUGGCGGCCAGUCUGGAGGACCAGUACGAGACCGCGCUCGCGGGGAUGAGCUGGGCAGAGAGGGUUGAUACAUUAGGUGUGCUGGAAGCGCUCGUGGCUAGAGAUCCAGGACGAGCCCAACAGCUGCAUGCAAAACUUUCUCAAGGUAUCAAGCGGCGUGGAAGUCUUCAAGACGCCCUGCGAAGUAUUCAAGCCAAACAAGCAAGAGCUGAACAAAAGAGAAGAGAGUUGCAGAUGGAGAGAUCUAAGAAGUUACAGCAGUUGUUGGCAAGAGUCGAAGAAGUAAAGGUGGCCAAGGAUCAACUGAUUGAUGACAAGAAAUUGAGGAUCAACCGUCGCCUGGCGAAAGCUGCUGAAAAUCGGGAUCAACAUUUAAAGGGUAUAGUGAGGAAGGCUCACGACGAGGAGGAGAAGCUGCGUGAGAUCGCGUUCAUAAAGCAGCUGGAGGCGGAGAACCGGCGGCUGGAGUUCCUCGCGCAGUGCCGCGCACACACCUCGCGGCUGCGCACCAUGCGCAGGGAGCGCCUGGAGAAACUGGAGGAGAAGUCAGCGCGCGAGGCGGCGGUGUGGGACAGGCGACGUGCGCUGGAGGCUGCGCGACUCAACCGCGUAGAGAGCAUCGUGGAGCGUCGCCGGCUGCUGCACGAGCGCGCGCAGGGGAUGCGCGACCUGCGCAAGCAGGAGAGAGACGACGCCGCCAGGGAGAAGGCGGAAGGUGUAAAAUCCCGUCUAUCAGCGCUAGCGGCGGCGGCGGAACAAGAAGCAGACGCGCUGCGCUCUCGCAUACGAGACAAGCAAGAUGCCAGUCAGCAGAGACUGGAACAGCACCUGCAGGCUGUCAGAGAGAAGGCCACUGGACCUAGACAACCGACGACGUCAGAAAGUCACGAACAGAACGAAGAAGAGGAGGCAAAGCGCUACGAGCAGGAGAGAAGAGAGAGGGAGAGACAGAAGAAUAUCAAGAAGAAAGCGAGAAAGUUGAGACUUAGGUUGCUUAAUAUGAGUCACAACGAUGAUCAGAUACCAACAUACGAUCACAUUGGUGUACCAUUUGGUAACAAAAUGUUUAAAGUCAUACAACAAAUAUGUAAUAUUAUCACACCUUUAUCUAAUGAACAAGAUACGAUAAAACAAAAUGGCGACACCGAAGAUAAAUGUAAAAAAAACAAAUUAUUAAACGGAGAUAUACAUGAUAAACAAACAGACAAACAGAACGAGAAAGUAGAGACGAAAAAGAAGAAGAAGAAGAAUAAAGAAGUAGACAGCGGGAAAGAGAAUGCGAAGAACAACGCUCCUUCAGUGUGCAGUUCUCAAAGUGAUACUUCUAGAAGUAGUAAGAAGGAGACGAAAGUCUGCGUCACAUUUGAUCAGGUCCUUCUUGAGAGGAAUCUUAAUGAAUUAUACAGGAUGAUAGAAAAAAUUGAUAAGUUGUAUCCCGAGCUGAGUGUGUCUCCCAGCGUCAGUGCUCAGAAGAUGUACGGGCUGAGAGCUAUAGGUCAGAUGUUGGCACUCGCCUCGCAGAGGGAGGACUUGGCCGCACAGUUCACACCCAAGUCGUUGUGUACGAGCGUAGCGCUGGUGUCGCGGUGUGCGGGCGCGUGCGGCUCGCUGGCGGCGCACUUGUUGCGUUCCUCAGUCGCAGUACAUCUCGCCACGCUGCUGCACGUCACACUGGAAAAGAAUCUUCAAGAUGAUAACAAAGAGACAGAACUGGCACGUUACUUGAGUGACUGCGUGAGUGUAGCUCUGGACUCUGUGCUUUGUGCCACUCGGCUGUAUGAAGACGGCACCAGCAAUGAAGAUGCCAAAGUGAUCGGUGCGCUGAGGAAUAGAGCGCAUUUGAUCAUCAGUUACUUAUGCAUGAGCGGGUGUUUCGCCCGCGCCGAGGUGGCCGGCGAGGCGCGACAGAGCGUGCAGACAUUACUUACCAUCUGUGCUGAUCUCUGCCAACCUUCUGUCACCGACAUUGGAUGCGAGCGCGCGAUGGCGAAGCAAUCCCUCCGUCAGGCGUUAGGUACGGGCUUGUGCGGCUCCCGCGCAGAAUUCUGCAUGCUGUUCGCGGAGGGUGCAGAUCUAGGGCAUUGUAGUAUUUUUGUGCGUGCUGCGAGGACUGCACACCUGCUGAGAGCCAUCGCCGAGCUGGAUUAUACUAUUGUACAGGAAGCAUUCGGAGAAGGUGGUUGGCCGCUAGAGUUCCGCGCUGCCGUCGCCCGGCUGCUGUCUCAGCACGCGCCCAGCGACAAGGAGGCGCCGCGAGCGCAGAAUAAUAGAAGAGGUCAGCGCUUGGACCAGUCGCUCUCAGAGACAAUGGUGCUGGAUCUGAUCGUGCUCGUCGGCUUUGUGGUAGUCAAUAAUCCUCAAUUACAGGACACGAUCUGCGAGGGUUGGAGCGUGAUCCGCACUUUGUGUACAUUGCCCGCCAACUGGCUGGUGUCUCGGCUGCACAGCCACGCGCUGCUGCCGACAUUGCUGGCGCUGGCCGAGAGACCGGCCACAGCAAACGCGAUCGCGGCUGAGUUCAGCUUGGAUAUGCUCACCACGUUUAUGGAGAGUGAAGACGCUCAGAAAUUGAAAUUAAUACAAAUUAUAAAAGACGCACGUAACAGGAAUAACGAUACAAAUCAUUAAUAACGAAAGCUUGAAUAAUGUAAAAUUAUUCGGAAUUAAACAAACAUAUGUUAAAAUAAACAACGCAAUUGCAAAAACAUAUUAUCAAUUUAAUUGGACGUGUCUAUAUUUAUUGCUCUAUGGUUCAUUCAAAACCAUCUGUUUGUAUGACACUUGUACAAUGUUACCUUGAUUUCUUCAACAAUAUUGAGAGGCAUGUUUUUGUAAGUGUUUUGACAGUGGAAACUCAACACAUGUGUUUAGUUUUGUGCGUAUUGCUUGCCGAUAUACUUACAAAAGUAUAACAAUAUUCAAACUUUAUGACCGCUCGUGGUUAGCUUGGAGUGCAUGUACUGGUAUGUACCAGUCUAAUGAAGGUGUAGGAAAGUGCGUAGUGAUGUCCCGCCUUUGUGUCUUUAACAAUCCCCAGAUACCUAAAAUGUAGUACAACGAAUUCGCUUCUCAUUUUGGAUUAAUAUCUCGCGCACUGAACUGUCACUGUAAAAAAUAUAAUUUAGCACACAUGUGCUGUGAGAAAUUUUCAACCUAAUUGAAUAGUUAGCGUAAUAUUUUGACAAAGGUAUAGUCCUUUUUCAGUUCCUUUGACGGUUACUAACUUCGCGUGACUCUUUGCGCAACACAAUGUUAGGUGUGUGGGGUAGUGUUAGUGGUGCGAGGGGAAAGCACUGCGCAACGCUCAUGACCUAGGGCUGCCAAGAUAUAGAAAAUAAAUUCGAUUGUCUCCGAGCAGCCAUUAAGUUUGGAUAGCACUAUACCUGGCUAUAUAUUAGCGGUCGUGUCUCGUCGUUAGUUUAGUGAUAAAUUGUAGUUUAAACAUGUACUAUCGUUUUAUUAAUAGUCUUGUAUUUAUUUAAAGAAAGGGCUAUUCGGGAUUUUGCAAUUUAAUGUUGACGAUGUUAAGGAAAUUUUGAGGAAUAUAAGCUGGAUUUACACAGUUUUAUGUCCUCUUUUGAAUAUCGACCUUUUUAGCUUUGAGAUUUGAGUCUUGAUUUCUAUUUGAAUUCUGUUAAAUAAUCCAGUAUUAACAUAAAGUUAACACAUUCAAUGCUACAGCGAUUUAUACGUAGUAAAAUUCUGUGCCAUUGAAAACGUUAAAUACUCUGAUAUAAUUGAUAGGAACUUUGCAAUGAAAUAACACAACUCUUUUGAAUCGUUUUGAAGAAUUGUUUCACAAACAAAAACAUAAUAAAAGCUUAUUUUUGAAAAGUUUCUUUUUUUUAAAGUUAAAAUAACUUUCUCCAGACUAUUAACAAAACGAUAUAUUCAAGUGAAUGUUGUGUAAAUGUUAUUAGUUUCAUCAGAUAUAAGUCUAUGUUCCCCGCCUUUAGGAAACUCUGUCAUCUUUCUAAUUUUAUCUCUUACUUUUAUAUCA